Molecule: messenger RNA, 917 nt
Organism: Polistes canadensis
Lineage: Eukaryota; Metazoa; Arthropoda; Insecta; Hymenoptera; Vespidae
Exons: 2
Coding region: 111-668 (185 amino acids)
Source: RefSeq, a predicted model, not a curated record
CAUCUUUUGCACCGCCACGACAACGUUCUCCACGGAUAGAGGAACCGCAGCAGCAGGGAAAAUCGAGACGAGGGAGCGAGGGGCACCCAGCCCUUUGGCGAGUUCGAAGGAUGCAGCUCCCAGGCGGGAGCACGAGAAUUCCGCCCGCGAGAGCUCCGGCCUCCUCCGUUCGAUCGGUGGUCAUAAACAGCAACAACAUUUACAGUAUUAGAAGCAGCAGCAAAAACAGCAGCAACAGCAGCAGCAGCAGCAACAGCAGCAUUGAAAGCUGCAACGAAAGCACGACGAUACACGACAGCGAGUGCGUAUGUGGUAGCAUAAUCGACAAGAGCAAUAGCAGUGAUAAAAAUAGUAACAAUAACGAUAAGAAGAUUAAGAAGAAUAACAAAAAAAAGGAGACGUGCAAGGGUAACAGGAAAAGCUUUAGCGAUAAAAACUUUAACGGAAGAAGAAGCGGCGUUGCAGGUCAUUUUUAUCGUCGUACCGAAAGCUCUGAUAAAGAAAGGAACGGCAUCGUUGGAAACGGACGGACGAGUCGAGCAGUGAAGGAAAGACAUCAUCUCGUGGUGGCUACUACGAGGACGAACCGCCGACACCGAGUCACGAAGCAUCAUCCCCUGGUGUUAUUGGCGUCGGCCCCACGGCGGAAGGUGCGGGGCGAAGAAUAGUGAAAAGAAAACCAAGGAGAAUCGAAAAACGACGGAAAAGGAGGAAGACGAAGAAGAAGAAGAAGAAGAAGAGGAAGAAGGUGAAGAAGAAAGAGACGAGGAGGAAGUCAAAGUCGUCCGGCAGGAGAAAACAAAAGGGUGACGGCCUCGUCGACGUUGUCGACGACGGUGGCUGUGGAGGUGGAGGAGGAAGAGAAGAAGAAGAAGAAGGAGGAGAAGGAAAAAGCGAAGGAGGAGGAAGUAGAGGCG